AUGUCAACAUCCAAACCAAUCGCAUACGUGAAGGUAUCAAGGCCUUCGAUAAGAGAUUACGACGAGGACGAUGAUCUGUCGGACCUUGAAGAUGCGCAAUCGAUAUCGGGGAGUAACAUCGACCCUGCGAAGUUGGCAGCACUUCUGAGGAUCAAAUUCGGGGCAGGAACCUAUGAUAUACACCUAGAUGUCAAAGAAGAAGAUGAGGACGAUGAGUGGCUGCCUAAGCGUCUCGUAGACAGGAGAGCCGCUCGCCGGUUCAGGUAA
This is a messenger RNA of Alternaria arbusti, 267 nucleotides long. RefSeq lists its product as uncharacterized. The coding region runs from base 1 to 267 and encodes 88 amino acids. NCBI's taxonomy places the organism in Eukaryota, Fungi, Ascomycota, Dothideomycetes, Pleosporales, Pleosporaceae. The transcript is spliced from 2 exons. The record is from RefSeq and is a predicted model, not a curated record.